GAAUUUUCAGAGAGGUUUCAAUUAAUUAGUUGAUCUUUCUAUAUAUACACAUCACAUUACCCAUUAUUUCUAUCAUCAACAGAAAACAAGAAUAUAUCCAAAAACUUGAAUCUUUUCAUAAAAACUUCAGAAUCUUCAAAAGGAUUCAAAUCUUUAGAUAAAGAAAAUAUAAAUGGCUUUAGUGAGAAGUCUAUUGGGUGCAAAGAAGAUUCUUGGCCACUCUGUAACAGCAACAGCUUCUACGAGCAAAAGAGCAACCUUGGCGGCACCACCAAAAGGGUUUCUUGCGGUGUACGUAGGAGAGAGCCAGAAGAAGAGAUAUGUGGUGCCAAUCUCAUACUUGAGUCAGCCUUCGUUUCAAGCUCUUCUCACUAAAUUCGAAGAAGAGUUUGGGUUUGAUCAUCCAAUGGGGGGCUUAACCAUCCCUUGUCCUGAAUCUACUUUCAUUAAUGUGACGUCUCGGUUCCACUGAUGAUUAUCCAACAUAUUUUUCUUUUAGUUAGACAUAGACUUGUUCCUUGUAAAUAGAUGAGUUUUUCUUUUCUUUCUUCUAUGUUCUAGAUUUUUGAAGUAAAUACCAUUAUUCUAUUAUAUUUAUACAUUUUGGAUAAUGAAAAAUAAAAGACAGCAACAAUUUUGAAUUAUAUU
Messenger RNA from Raphanus sativus (radish), 648 nucleotides. Its product is annotated as auxin-responsive protein SAUR21-like. The record is from RefSeq and is a predicted model, not a curated record. Gene Ontology annotation, biological process: response to auxin. NCBI's taxonomy places the organism in Eukaryota, Viridiplantae, Streptophyta, Magnoliopsida, Brassicales, Brassicaceae. The transcript has a single exon. The coding region runs from base 173 to 472 and encodes 99 amino acids.